AUGACGGGUUGCAAACCAGUUGAUACCCCUAUAGAAGCAAAUGCAAAGUUAAGUAAUAUGAGUAAAGGUGUUCUAGUGAGCAAAGAAAGAUAUCAGCGGCUUGUUGGAAAAUUAAUAUAUCUCUCUCAUACUAGACCCGACAUCUCUUAUGCAGUGAGUAUGGUAAGUCAGUUCAUGCAGUCUCCAUACGAAAAACACAUGAGGGCAGUAGAGCGCAUUUUGAGAUAUCUGAAAACCUCUCCAGGGAAAGGCUUGAUGUUCAGGAAAACUGAAAAGCGAUGCAUCGAAGCUUACACCGAUGCUGAUUGGGCAGGAUCUGUAGUAGACAGAAAAUCAACAUCACGGUAUUGUACCUUUGUGUGGGGCAACCUUGUUACAUGGAGAAGUAAAAAGUAA
Messenger RNA from Benincasa hispida (wax gourd), 396 nucleotides. The record is from RefSeq and is a predicted model, not a curated record. Lineage: Eukaryota; Viridiplantae; Streptophyta; Magnoliopsida; Cucurbitales; Cucurbitaceae.